GAGUGGUGAGCUUCAGGCUGAAAGACAUUUAGGAAUUGCUGCCCCUAAGGAGAACAGUCACCACACACUCAUGGCAGGGAUUUUGCGCUCAGUAGUUCAGAGGCCCCCAGGCAGACUACAAAUGGUGACAAAAGGUGUGGAGCCCCUUGUUUGUACAGAUUGGAUUCGUCACAAAUUUACGAAGUCAAGAAUUCCAGAUAAAGUUUUUCAGCCUUCACCUGAAGAUCAUGAAAAAUAUGGUGGAGAUCCACAGCAACCUCAUAAACUGCAUAUUGUUACCAGAAUAAAAAGUACAAAACGACGUCCAUAUUGGGAGAAAGAUAUAAUAAAGAUGCUUGGGUUACAAAAAGCACAUACUCCUCAAGUUCACAUGAAUAUCCCUUCGGUGGAUGCAAAACUGAAAGUGGUUAAACAUUUGAUAAGAAUCAAGCCCCUGAAGCUGCCACAAGGUCUCCCAACAGAGGAGGACAUGUCCAGCACGUGCCUCAAGAGCACUGGAGAGCUGGUGGUGGGGUGGCUUCAGAACCCCACGGACCAGGAAGUGAAUUAGUCCUGAUGGCCUCGUGGCUUCAGAGUAAAAAGUGCAAGUCAUUUCUAUUUAAAGAUGGUGAGAAAGUAUUCUCAUUAAAAUGUUUUAAA
Molecule: messenger RNA, 639 nt
Organism: Physeter macrocephalus (sperm whale)
Lineage: Eukaryota; Metazoa; Chordata; Mammalia; Artiodactyla; Physeteridae
Product: 39S ribosomal protein L30, mitochondrial-like
Exons: 1
Coding region: 71-550 (159 amino acids)
Biological process (GO): translation
Cellular component (GO): large ribosomal subunit; mitochondrion
Molecular function (GO): structural constituent of ribosome
Source: RefSeq, a predicted model, not a curated record